UAAGGAUAUAGACGUCUUUUUAAAAUAAAAGCUGUAAUGUGAUUUAAAUAUUAUUGACUAAUUUUUACGAGGGUUUUUUGUGAUUUAUUUUUUAUUACUAAACGGACGCUGGUAAAAGUGUUAUAGUAAUAUUAAAUUAUAUUUUAUGAAACUAUUUUGUACUUUUUAUAAAGUGUUUGUGACAGUGCUUACAUGCAGUGGAAUAAUAUGAAACUUUUGAUAUAAAUUACGUUUGGAAUUUUUAUGGAAGAUUUCCAAAAUGGGCAUUAAGUAAAUACGAAAAAAAUGGACAACCAGCCAGACGUGCAUUCUACAAAAGGCGAGAAGAAAUUAUUAAAAGACAUGAAUGAAAGAAUACCAACUAUAGAUGAGAUACAAAAGGAACAAGUUACAGUCAACAGAAUUAAAAUCUCUCCCAUUGAUCUGUCAAGAUUUUUGGUUAUGAAGAAACCUAGAUAUAUUUUGUAUAAUAAUUUUCAAUAUAAAGAAGAACUAUCAAGAAGAAAUAUGAUAAAAAAAGAUUAUAGUUUUUACAAUUAUUGUUUUUUAAGUGUAAUUAUUAGCUUUAUCUUUGGAUUAAUAAUAGGUGUUAUUUUAAUGGGGUCUUCCCAAACACAUUUAAAUCCAAAUUAUGAUAGAAAAAUAUUGAGAUUAAAUAAUACUAGAGAAGUAACUUCAAGGACUUUGAAUAGCUUAAAAGUUGAUGAUAGUUUUUACAAGACUGAAAAUAAAAUUGACGUGUACGAUAAAGUUAAUACAAAAGACAUCAAGUUUGCUCCUGUGUCAUUUACUGGCGAAAGUCAUAAAUAUAAAAAAGAUAUUUACCCGAAAGGGUUAACAGAGGAUAUGAAAGAUAUUUUGAAAGAUAACAAAGUAACCAAUCAUAAACACUCAAUAAACAAAGUUAUUAAUAAUGCAACAAAUUAUGUUCCUAAUGAAUAUACUGUUUUGUAUGACAAUAUUUUUUGGGGUCCAGAAGUUGAAGAUAUGAUGCCUCAAGGUUAUGGCGAAAAUACUGCAGAAAUAUGGGAAAAGUACGUAGAACAAAGUGAAGUUAUCAAAAUAGAGCCAGGUUGUGGGCGCAUGCAAAAUCGUUUAGUAACAUUCAAAGAUGGUAUUCAGGCCUGCGUGCGAUACAGACAAAACACAGAUCAAAUUCAAGGAGAAAUAUUUAGUUUUUAUGUAGGUCAGUUACUAAACUUGACCAAUUUAGCUCCCUCUGUUGUCAAAGUUGUAGACGUCAAAGAUAAGCUGUGGCGAAAUGUGGCUACUGACAUUGCUUCUGCACAGUGGAAUACAAAUAGAGCUGUUGUUCUGACUCAGUAUAUACCAAGCUUAGAACCAGCUACUAUUCCAGAUAUUUUUAAACCGUCUAACAGGCAUUUGAAUAAAAAUGAUGUGUUACAAAUGUGUUUGAAAGAAAAUAAGACAGUUGAUACUUCAAAAGAAAUAUUAAUAGAAAAAUUGAGGAAUAACAAUUUAAAGUCAACCACAAACGACGUUGAAAACUUUGAACAUAUUGAUAUGACAUUGAGUAGAAAAACAAUUAUAUCUUUUGUGGAACUCGCACAGUGGUCUGAUCUCAUAAUUUUCGAUUAUUUAACAGCAAAUUUAGAUAGGAUUGUAAAUAAUUUAUUUAAUUACCAAUGGAACAUUAAUAUAAUGGAUGGGCCAGCACACAACUUGGCUAGGAAAAUGGACAGCGGUUUAUUAAUAUUUUUAGACAAUGAAUCUGGUUUAUUACAUGGUUAUAGAUUAUUAAAAAAAUAUAACGUGUACCAUAGUCUAAUGUUAGAUAAUUUGUGUGUAUUUAGAAAAAAGACUGUAGACGCUUUGAACAAUUUGUACGAGCAGUCGAUAAAGACCAAAAUUAGUGAUAUAUUUCAUAGGAAAAAUAAUGCGGUAAUAAGAGAUAUUCUGCCACCGUUGCCAGAGAAAAAUGCUAAAAUAUUACAUGAGAGGAUAGGCAAGGUUCUAAGUCAAAUUGAGAAAUGUGAGCAGAAAUAUAGAUAGCUGUUUUGUAGUGGCAUCCCACUUGAACACAACAAUUUGAUUGAGAUAAAUCCUAUGCAACGUUAAAAAUACAAAUUAUUGUGUUUAAGAUAUAUGAUGCAAAAAAGUGAUAAUAUAAGCAUUUUUCGAUACCAAAUAAAUUAAUUUAUUGUAAAAUAUAAAAAAUUGUAUUUGUGCCAGUGUAUAAUUAUAACAACGUGAUAUUUAAAUUAUUAGGAUUAUAAAUUUUUGUUAUUGUAUGUAUAUAUAGUUUAGUAAAUUUUAAAGUGGCUUUCUGAUUUGUAGCGUUAGUUAAAAUUUUUACAGAUGUUUGAUUAUUACUAUUAUAUGUUAUAUCUGUCCACAUUACAAUAAGAAAUAAGAUACGAUUUAUAUAAUAUAUAUAAUUUCUCAUAUUUAAUUAGUGCUAUAUAUUCCUCUGAAUAUUUUGGUGCCUUUAUGAAUUAUAAAACCGAAGUGAAAUUACAUUUUUAAAGAACUAAUACAUAUUCUUACUUUUGUUUGAUACUAAUCCUAAUAGGGUUCAUUUUUUAUUACAUUUAAAUAUUACAACAUAACUAUUACUUCAAUUGCUGAAAAUGUAAUAUCAAUAAACUAGUAGACUUUCUUAAACCGAUUGUAUUAUUAAACUAAUUUACUUUGAUUCGUGUAAAUCAAGUUUUAUAUAACACAGUAUAAGUUCUAAAUUUCAUGGCGAUAUGAACUAAUAUUGUAAGAAAUAGUCUAAACAUUUGUUAUUACAAAUCAAUUUUUAAAAUAAACAACUACGCUACAUUACUCGGCAGCCUUUGAAAUAUGUAAAUAAAUGUA
Messenger RNA from Achroia grisella, 2823 nucleotides. It is a transcript of the gene fj, whose product is annotated as extracellular serine/threonine protein kinase four-jointed. The transcript is spliced from 2 exons. Lineage: Eukaryota; Metazoa; Arthropoda; Insecta; Lepidoptera; Pyralidae. Gene Ontology annotation, biological process: cell-cell signaling. Bases 286 to 2013 code for a protein of 575 amino acids. The record is from RefSeq and is a predicted model, not a curated record.